UUGACAUUCUUCCUAAAAUCACUGUUUUGUUUACUUUUGUAAACAAUCUUUUAAUUAAAAAAGAUAUAAAAAUUCCAUAUAUAUCUGUAUUUGCGGACACGGUUGUUUUCCAUUCCCUACUUAACAACAUGCAAACUGUGCAAAACACUCACAAUUUCACUCACUCACCCAAUGAUUGAACGAGUUCACCACAAUUACUUCUAUGCAUUUUCAGAGGACGACGAGCAAACGACGUCGUCUGAUGAAAUUACCACUCCACGGCCGCCGCCAAGACCUGUUCACCUAUCGGAAAGUUACAAUGUCCGUCUUUACAAAAACUACACUCUACGGGAAUAUCGCCGGCGCCGAUGCCGGCGUUUAUUCUGUUGGUUCAUCUUUGCUUUAAUCUGUCUGGCCGUGCUUAGUGCCAUCACUGCUUGUGUAUUUUACUUAAUUCUCCGACUGGAAAAACCUAACUAUUCCAUCGAACUCGUCAGCGUCAAGGGAAUGAACCUCACAUCGUCGUUGUCUGCUAUUUCGCCGGAGUUUGACGUAUCCGCUAAAACCGAUAACGGUAACGAAAAAAUUGGAAUCUAUUACGAGAAUGGUAGUACGGUUGAGAUGUUUUACAGAGACGUCAGGCUCUGUAACGGAGCUUUACCGGCGUUUUAUCAGCCGUCAAAUAAAGUGACGGUGUUUAAGACGGUGUUGAAAGGUAACGGCGUCGAACUUUCGGGUUCAAAUAGGAGGAAGAUGGUGAAUGCUAUUAAGAAACGCUGCGUGCCGUUAACGUUGAAGAUGAAUUUACCUGUGAAAUUCAAAAUAGGAUCAGUUAAAACGUGGAAGAUCAGAGUGAAAGUGGAGUGUGAUUUUACGGUGGAUCAGUUAACGGCGAAGGCGAAGAUCGUUAAGAAGUAUUGUAGUUAUGGAUUGGAUUCUUGGUGGUGAAAAUUAUUGUUUGGAUUUAGAAAUAGGAUCAAAUAAUUUAUUUAGAGAUUAUACUAACUAAAUCUGUCUUAAUUUUCAGUACAUUU
Messenger RNA from Cicer arietinum (chickpea), 1013 nucleotides. Its product is annotated as NDR1/HIN1-like protein 13. Lineage: Eukaryota; Viridiplantae; Streptophyta; Magnoliopsida; Fabales; Fabaceae. Gene Ontology annotation, biological process: defense response to other organism. The record is from RefSeq and is a predicted model, not a curated record. Gene Ontology annotation, cellular component: plasma membrane.